Messenger RNA from Chaetomium fimeti, 702 nucleotides. Its product is annotated as mediator complex, subunit Med21. The transcript is spliced from 3 exons. Gene Ontology annotation, molecular function: transcription coregulator activity. Lineage: Eukaryota; Fungi; Ascomycota; Sordariomycetes; Sordariales; Chaetomiaceae. Gene Ontology annotation, biological process: regulation of transcription by RNA polymerase II. The coding region runs from base 142 to 555 and encodes 137 amino acids. Gene Ontology annotation, cellular component: mediator complex. The record is from RefSeq and is a predicted model, not a curated record.
AUAGUUUGCCGGCCGCCGAGCGAUUGGAGCUCCGUUCCAUCCAUUUGGUUGUCAACGCCGACACUUUCGCAUCUCGCACCGACUCCCUGUCGCUUUGUGCCGACAACCUUAUCGCCAAUUGAUUCACGCCCAACCGCUACUAUGGCGGAUAUUCUCACCCAGCUACAGGAGUCAAUGGACUUGCUCUGCACUAUGUUCAUCGCAGGCCUCUACUACGUCGAGCGACACCACGACCUCGAACAAUUCAACGCCAACGACAAGAUCCCCGACCUCAAAGCCGACCAACCCAAAGAAGUGGACACGCUCGACCCGCAGGCCUUCAAAGACGGCCAGGCCGAGAUCGCCCGCGACAUGAUCGUGCAGGCGCAGCGCAUCGAGUACCUGGUGUCGGAGCUGCCGGGCCUGCAGAACAGCGAGCGCGACCAGCUCCGCAUCAUCAGCGGCCUGGAGGAGGAGAUCGCGGGCCUCGAGGCCCAGCGCCUGGAGGCCGUCCGCGAGCGGGACGAGGUGUUUGGGCAGCUGGAUGCGUUGCUGCGCAGCUUGCAGCGGCCGUGAGGUGAGGCUGCGGGGAGGGGGUUGGUUGGUUUGUUGAUUUUGGGGGCUGGGUAUGGGCUUAGGCACGAAUAUGGGUUCGGGGAUGUUUAGGGAGCUAGGGAGUCAUGGAGGGCGGCGUUGGACGGUGUUCGGCGUUGGCUUGGUUAA